This is a messenger RNA of Carya illinoinensis, 1551 nucleotides long. RefSeq names its product SEC14 cytosolic factor-like. The transcript has 11 exons. The record is from RefSeq and is a predicted model, not a curated record. Lineage: Eukaryota; Viridiplantae; Streptophyta; Magnoliopsida; Fagales; Juglandaceae. The coding region runs from base 208 to 1218 and encodes 336 amino acids.
CCCCCCCCCCACCCCCCCCCCCCAAGGUCAAGUUUAUAACAUGGCGUAAUCUUUUCUGGUAAAUUUACCGAACUUUGGUAAACAAAAGAGUCAAAAGAGAAAGAGAGAGGAAGAAGCUUGGAAGCCUGGAAGGUGGUGAAUCUUUUGGGGUGUGCAUUUGGGCAGAUUUGUGUGUGAAAGGGAGGGAGAGAGAAACAGAGGGAAGAAAUGGGGAUCGUUCCUCAAGAAGCGAUCAGGCAGGUGCAAUCACUAAUGGAUCAAGUUGAGGAGCCUUUGAAGAGAACAUUUCAGAAUGUUCAUCAAGGAUAUUUAGUUGAAACUCUGGUGCGUUUCCUGAAAGCAAGGGAGUGGAAUGUUGCCAAAACCCAUAAAAUGUUGGUGGAUUGUUUAAACUGGAGGGUACAUAAUGAGAUUGACAACAUUUUAGCAAAACCCAUAAUUCCUGCUGAGCUGUACAGAGCUGUUCGUGAUUCACAGCUUGUAGGAGUGUCAGGUUACACGAAAGAGGGAUUACCUGUUUUCGCAAUUGGCGUUGGGCUCAGUACAUAUGAUAAAGCAUCUGUCAACUACUAUGUGCAGUCACACAUUCAGAUCAAUGAAUAUCGGGACUGUGUAAUUUUGCCUUCUGCAUCCAAAAAAUAUGGACGGCCUAUUACCACUUGUGUGAAGGUUUUGGACAUGACUGGCCUAAAAAUUUCGGCACUGAGUCAGAUAAAGUUAAUGACGCUUAUAUCCACCAUUGAUGAUUUGAACUACCCAGAGAAGACAAAUACAUAUUACAUUGUAAAUGUCCCGUAUAUAUUUUCAGCUUGUUGGAAGGUUGUCAAGCCUCUUUUGCAGGAGAGAACAAGAAAAAAAGUUCAGGUCCUGCCAGGCUGUGGGCGAGAUGAGCUCUUAAAGAUAAUGGACCAUGCUUCCCUCCCACAUUUCUGUAGAAAAGAAGGUUCUGGAUCAUCUCGGCAUGCGGAGAAUAGCCAAGAAAAUUGCUAUUCCUUAGACCAUCCAUUUCAUCAACAACUCUACAACUACAUAAAGCAGCAAUCCUUGAUACGUGAGCCUAUUGAACCCAUAAAACAGGGUUCUGUUCAUGUGGAUCUGCCCGAGCCUGCUCCUGAAGGAACAGAGAUUGCCAAAACCAUAGAAUCUGAGUUACACAAGUUUGGGAAUGGGAAUGGGCUGCCUCCCUCACUAGAUGCGUUAAAAAUUGCAGAUAAUUGAAAUUAUGUAGCUGAAUUUAUUGAGUUGCAGUGACACGCCAAAAGCACAUGAUCGGCGGGCACUUCCUAUGAGCUUUUAGAGAAGGAAUAUGGUCUUGCAGGUCCCAUCAUUCUAUUAAUACCAUAAAAAUGAAUGGAAUAGCAGUCGCUUAUAUUCAUCCCCACAUGAAUUCAGAGAGAAAAGCUGAUAUGCUAUAUGUAACUUGACAAAUUGGCCGGAUAAUCAGUGCUAAACUGUCCCUGGCCUGGCAUGUAUUAGUGAAACAGAUAAUCGUCACUUUUAGUUGCACAGAAUCAAGUUAAAUGGUAGUAGCGCAGUUAUCUGUUUAAGCCA